AUGUCAGAACUAUGUCUGAAGAUCAAUUCUGAAAACAGUCCACCACCCCAGCCUUCCAUCUGGGCAGUUCCAGGAUCUGUGAUUUCCACAGGCAGUGCUGUGACCAUCUUCUGCAGGACUCCUCCAGGAGUGACCAGAGUGUGUCUAACCCAUUUUGUACCGGAUGGAGAGUGGUUUGAUUGCACCCCACAGGGAGCCCAGGAGGUGUUUGAAUUCAGUCUGCAGAAUAUGACACAAGGCGAUGCUGGGAUGUACUACUGUGAACACUCCAAGGGAGGCAAAUCGCCACAAUUUAGUGACAAACUGGAGCUGGUGGUGACAG
Peromyscus maniculatus bairdii (prairie deer mouse) is the source of this 322-nucleotide messenger RNA. The record is from RefSeq and is a predicted model, not a curated record. Lineage: Eukaryota; Metazoa; Chordata; Mammalia; Rodentia; Cricetidae.